This is a messenger RNA of Parascedosporium putredinis, 690 nucleotides long. The record is from the annotation of a GenBank genome assembly. Lineage: Eukaryota; Fungi; Ascomycota; Sordariomycetes; Microascales; Microascaceae.
AUGAGCGAGAGAAGCUAUAUUCCAUUCGUCCUUCCAAACGAGCUCCCCGCGCGCUGCGCCGUCGCCGCCGAGCAACUCCCCGUCCUCUUCGUCUUCGCCAGCGACGAAGCCGCGCGAGCCGGCGCCCCGAGCCACAAUCCCGCGUGUCUAAAGUGGCAGACCUAUCUCAAGAUGGCCGCCAUCGACUUCCUCCUCCACCCAUCCAAUAACCACGCCUCCCCACCGGCGCCCUCCCUUUCCUCCUCACCCCUCUCAGACCGCCAUCCCUUCCUCCAAACUCUCCACCUACGUCGCCACCAGCGCCCAACCCCCGCCGUCCCCGCCCGCGCCGAGACCUACCUCUCCCUCCUCGACUCCGCCCUCCGCCCCGCCUACCUGCACGCCCUCUACCUCGAUCCCCGCAACGACCCCCUCCUCACUUCUCUCUACCUCGAUCCCAACCUCCCCGGCCCCUCGCCGCCGCCCUCGCCGCCUCCCUCCGCUCCGCCGCCGAGGAAGAGAUCCUCGCCUCCACCCGACGCCCCCACCCUCUUCGACGCUGCCGUGUUCGCGUACACAAACAUGCUCCUCGACGAGAGCCUCGCCUGGGGCGACCCGAGGCUGCCCAACUCGGUCCGGGAGUUUGACGCCCUCGUGAGGCACCGGGAGAGAAUCCUGGCGAAAUACUGGCCCGGGCUGAUUCGGGACUAA